GUGUCUUCUAAAGUAUCCAGACUGCCCCGAAAGACUCUCAAACGACAGAGCCAUGGAGGUCAACUGGAUAAUUAGUAACAGGAAAUACCGCAUCGUCUACAAGCAUUACACCAAGAGGAAACAGCCCACAAGCCACUCAGCUCAACCACGUAUGGCAGACCCAGGUCUAUCCCAAAGCACAAUUGGCUCCGCCUAUCCCCCCUCCAGCAGGCCAGCAGCCAGAAGCGAUGGUUCGGGAGGGAGAAAGAUAAAGACUCUCGGGAUCAAGAUACAAUUCUCCACAAAACGCCCCAAGAAGGUUAAGAGGUCAGGCUUCGUCCAUUGGAUGAACGACACAGUCAAGAGCAUGGCUCCUUCCUGGAUGAAGAAAUACUUUAAGAAGAAAGGUGCUAUUGCAGAAGAGGGUGCUGUACCAGGGACAGACCAGAACUGCCAGUCACCGCCUCCUCCUUGUCCCUAUUGCAGCGAAGUGGGACCUCUUCGUCUUGAUGGAUGUGACUCCCCAGAACCUAGCACUAGUUCCACAGUACCAGCGUACUCAGAUGUCCCCACUUCAAAAAUGGUAUCACUUCGCAAGCUUUCGUCCCGAGAGAUGGACAAAGCAAACUCUAGGCCUCAGCCUUCCCGGUCCAGUCGGAAUAACCCUGCAUCCAACCUGUCCCUUUUUGGAACAUAUUCGACAUUAGACCGCACAGCACUGAACUCCAGCCAAAACGGAGAUUCACCCUUCUACCCUGGGAAGACCAGCUAUGGUGGGAGAGCGGCAAGCAGGAGCCCUCACAGGCGUGCUGAAACACCAUGCCAGAGCCUAGUGAGGAGACCUAUCACGGCCAAGCCUGCUAGAGCUCAGCCCUGUGGGGUGAAGAGUAACGCAGCCAGACGCAUCCUGCAGUCAUUGGAGAGCAUGUCCAGCCCUGUGGCUGUGAGUUUACACACGCAUGGAUGA
Molecule: messenger RNA, 946 nt
Organism: Pleuronectes platessa (European plaice)
Lineage: Eukaryota; Metazoa; Chordata; Actinopteri; Pleuronectiformes; Pleuronectidae
Exons: 7
Coding region: 53-946 (297 amino acids)
Biological process (GO): RNA export from nucleus; protein import into nucleus
Cellular component (GO): nuclear pore
Molecular function (GO): structural constituent of nuclear pore
Source: RefSeq, a predicted model, not a curated record